GAUAUUUUGACAAUUCAAGUCCGCGAUAACUAUCCAAGUCUUCUUUCUUACGCAAAUACCAGUCGCUCCUCUCAACUCCCAACUCCAUUGGCUUUAAUCAAUCACUCUUCAGAGUAAAUCACAAGGCAAGUAAUUCUCACCGUUGUUCAUGGAGAAAAGACACUUCCGUGAAAUCCCAUAUUCUUUUUCGUCUCUUCUUUUUCUCCUCCACUUCUUAUCGCUUCAACUUCCCUCUUCAGCUUACACUCGCCCCGAAGAGUAUUUCAUCAGCUGUGGUUCAGACACCAAUAUAUCCUCCGCCGGCCGGACUUUCACCGGUGACUCAUCUUCUGGAAUUUCUCUUUCCUUCACCUUCAAAGGGCAGAGCAGCACUGUUAAAGAUAGCAACAGAUCAACAAAAACACCAUCUCUGUAUCAAACAGCUAGACUUUUCAGGGAAAAUUCAUUUUAUGAGUUCGAAAUCAGUACCUCUGGUACUUAUCUGCUACGCCUACACUUCUUUGCUUUCUCAUCCCCAGAUAAUCUCUCCGCAGCUCAUUUCGAUGUUUCGGCUUCUGGGUUUUCUUUGUUAAAGAAUUUUACUCUGCAAACCAGUAGCAGCAUUCCCUUAAUAGAGGAAUUCUUUCUUAGCAUCAGUAUAGGCAAAUUCAGCCUAAAUUUCAUGCCUCAAGGAUCAUCAUCUUUUGCAUUUGUUAAUGCAUUAGAAGUGUUCCUUGCCCCGGAGGAUUUCAUUCCUAAUGAUGCUCCACACAUCAGUCGUGCAGGAAGGAGUAGCAACAAUAGUUAUGAGGGUAUACGCUCUGAGGCAUUACAAACAAUUCACAGGAUCAAUGUUGGUGGGAGUAACCUCACGCCGGAUAAUGACACUCUAUGGAGGUAUUGGGUUCCAGAUGAUAGUUACCUUUAUAAUCCAGUCACUGCCAAGAACAGCACUUUUCAUCCAGAUAGGCCUAAUUAUCUGGAAGGAAUCAACGAAUAUAUAGCUCCGGAUCUUGUCUACCAGACCGCCAAGGAGAUGAAUAUAGAUGGAAAUAGAACUUCAAAUACCUUCAAUGUAUCCUGGUCAUUCAAUGUCAGUAAGAAUGCAAGGCACUUUGUUCGGGUUCACUUCUGCGAUAUAAUUAGUCAAUCUCUUGGUGUUUUACGCUUUAAUCUCUUUAUCUUCAGCAACUACAGCAUUUUAAUUGAUCCCUAUGACAAAACUGGCCAAUUGGCAGCGCCUUUUUAUAUUGAUUUUGUUGUGGAUUCUGAUGAUUCUGGACUUGUGAAUUUUAGCAUAGGCCCUCGGGCUGAUUCUGAUGAAAAAACUGCCUUUUUGAAUGGUCUGGAAAUUUUGCAGAUUGUGGGAGAAUCGGGUUCAGUGUCAAGAAAACAUGAGCCGAACAAGACUCCUAUCUUUAUUGUUGUUGGUUCAGUUAUUGGAGGUAUAGGUCUCAGCUGCAUUUUGGCAGUUGUUAUAUGCCUGUGCUUGAGAUGCAGGAAACCAAAAACAGUCGAAAAUUGGGAGUGGUCCCCAAGGCCUGUACGUAGAGGGGGAAGUUCUCAAAAUAGGAUGCCCGAGGGAAGCGUAAUAGGCUCCCGUGUACCUGACUUAAACCUAGGAUUAAAGAUAUCUUUUGCUGAAAUUCAGUUCGCGACCAACAACUUUGAUGUAAAAAUGAUAGUUGGUAAGGGUGGAUUUGGGCUUGUCUUUAGAGGAACUCUAAGGAAUGGAAUGAAAGUUGCUGUGAAGCGAAGUGAGCCAGGAUCAGGCCAAGGCCUUUCAGAAUUCCAAACAGAAAUUAUGGUGUUAUCCAAGAUUCGUCACCGCCAUCUUGUUUCCCUGAUUGGGUAUUGUGAUGAAAUGUCAGAAAUGAUAUUGGUUUAUGAAUUCAUGGAAAAGGGUGCACUGAGGGAUCACCUGUAUAACUUAGCUCUGCCUUCCUUAUCCUGGACGCAAAGGCUUGAAAUUUGCAUUGGUGCAGCAAAGGGCCUUCACUAUCUCCAUAGGGGUGCCGCUGGAGGAUUUAUUCACCGUGACGUUAAGUCCACUAACAUCUUGCUUGAUGAAGAGCUUGUUGCUAAAGUUGCUGAUUUUGGGCUUUCAAGAUUAGGUCCUCCUGAUCAAACCCAUGUCAGCACAGGUGUUAAGGGCACUUUUGGUUAUCUUGAUCCUGAUUAUUUCAGGACCCAACAAUUAACAGAAAAAUCUGAUGUCUACUCAUUUGGUGUAGUGCUUCUUGAGGUUCUUUGUGCAAGACCAGCUAUCAAUACCUUGCUUCCAAGGGAACAAGUAAAUCUAGCUGAGUGGGGUAUAAUUUGCAAGAACAAAGGGACACUUGAACAGAUUGUGGAUCCUUCAAUAAAGAGUCAGAUCAAUCUCAGCUCCCUAAGAAAAUUUGCUGAGAUAGCAGAGAAAUGUCUGCAAGAAUGUAGUGCUGAUAGGCCUCCUAUGGGAGAUGUGCAGUGGUACUUGGAGUAUGCAUUGCAACUGCAACAAACAGGGAUAGAGAGAGAGCCCCAUGAGGACAGUGCAACAGAUGCUUCAGCCAUGUUAGCUUUGCCUAAUAUUCAACGUUUUGCAUCUUUCAGCAUGUCAGCGGAAAAAGAUGAUAUGCCCAUCUUGAGGGAGGACAGUGCAAACAUAUGGGCAAGUGAAGUUUUCUCCCAAUUGAGAAUUGAUGAUGCCAGAUAAUAGAUAUAGAUCGUAGAGAAUCAACAACAAACCGGUGAAACACAGGCUGAGAGAGAUGCAUGGAUGCUCAGUGGCCAGAGCCUUUCCUGCUUGGUCCAGAAGCCAUGGGGAACACUCCAGCCGAUGCUGAAACUUGAUGAUCAUCACUCGCAUCCUUUGCAGACUUGGAAACAGAAGUUGCAUCUGCAGAUACAGAACCAUGCCCAGCAGGAAUAGCUUCCUGAUGGUCAGUAUUUUCCUGGCUUGCUGAUGGUGAUGAUGAAAGUGGUCUGCCAUUAGCAAGAGUUGGCUUUGAAAAUAGAAGCAUCAGCACAACCACCACGAGAGUUAAAGAGCAGCGACUCAUUGUUGGUGUUGGUAGGAUGUCUCUGCUUGGCUCCAUAUGGUGUUAACUACUCUUCAAAUAUUCUUUUGUAGCAAAAAGAAUGGAGGUGUUUUUUUUCUUUUUUUUUUUUUUUUUUUGCUUUUCUUUUAGCAAGCGCAAAGAAUGGAGCGGAAAGAAUUGAUUUGGAAUCUCCAAUUCAUAAGGCACCGGCCUUGAUGCAUAGUUUGAAUGGCCAAGGACGGAGAAGGGCUUUUGAAAAGUGGGACCUUUCAAAAGGAACAUUUGACUCGAUUUUUUUUCAUUUCUUUUCUUUCUGUCUUUCUAUUUGUUACGAGGUGGCUUCACAGCAAUGUUUCAGUUUCGCAU
This is a messenger RNA of Hevea brasiliensis (rubber tree), 3365 nucleotides long. RefSeq names its product probable receptor-like protein kinase At5g24010. Gene Ontology annotation, molecular function: transmembrane receptor protein tyrosine kinase activity; ATP binding. The transcript has 2 exons. Gene Ontology annotation, biological process: protein autophosphorylation. Lineage: Eukaryota; Viridiplantae; Streptophyta; Magnoliopsida; Malpighiales; Euphorbiaceae. The record is from RefSeq and is a predicted model, not a curated record. Gene Ontology annotation, cellular component: plasmodesma; plasma membrane. The coding region runs from base 149 to 2674 and encodes 841 amino acids.